This is a messenger RNA of Sporothrix brasiliensis 5110, 513 nucleotides long. RefSeq lists its product as uncharacterized. The transcript has a single exon. NCBI's taxonomy places the organism in Eukaryota, Fungi, Ascomycota, Sordariomycetes, Ophiostomatales, Ophiostomataceae. Bases 1 to 513 code for a protein of 170 amino acids. The record is from RefSeq and is a predicted model, not a curated record.
AUGGCCAGUACGCAGACUCCCGCCGGCACCGCUGGCGCAUCACCUAUCCACUGGCUGUACCGGCUCAUGUUGAACACCCUCGAGCCCUUCUUCGCCUUCAAUGGCGCACUCCUCGUCUUCCGCGAUCCGGGCAGCUACCUCUCUACCAUGACCCGCCACUCCAUCGCCUACCCGGCCGACCAGGGCGACGCCGCUGCCUUUCUCUACACCCAGCUCGGCGGCGGCUGGCUCUAUUUUGCCUUUGUCGAAGCCAUCGUCCUGCGUCUGUAUCCAAACGACACCCGCCUCUGGCGCUGGCUGUGUAUGGGCAUGCUGCUGAGCGACGCCGCCUACGCCCACGGCUGCGCGCAGGCCCUGGGCGGGUGGGCCGCCUGGGCCGAUGUGGCGCAGUGGACAGGCGCCGACUGGAUGGUGUUUUGGACGACGGCGCCGCCGCUGCUGGCGCGCCUGUUGUUUGUUUUGGGGCUGGGCGUGGACUUUACCAGCUACGGCGUCACGAAGAAGCAGGACUGA